Molecule: messenger RNA, 936 nt
Organism: Marmota flaviventris (yellow-bellied marmot)
Lineage: Eukaryota; Metazoa; Chordata; Mammalia; Rodentia; Sciuridae
Source: RefSeq, a predicted model, not a curated record
AUGAGGGCCUUAGAAACUAAUAACUCUGGGUCUGUGGGUGAGUUUAUCCUCCUGGGCUUCCUCUGCCGCUGGGAGAUCCAGAUCUUCCUCUUUAUUAUCUUUUCCCUCAUCUACCUGCUGACUCUCACAGGGAACACAUCCAUCAUCUGUGCUGUAUGGUCCAGCCGGAAGCUCCACAUACCCAUGUACAUCCUCCUGGCCAACUUCUCCUUCCUGGAGAUCUGCUAUGUCAGCUCUGAUGUGCCCCAAAUGUUGGCCAACCUUAUCUCCCAGACCAAGAGCAUAUCCUAUGCUGGCUGCCUGCUCCCGUUCUACUUCUUCUUCUCCAUGUGCGCUGCUGAGGGCUUAUUUCUGUCAGUGAUGUCUUUUGAUCAAUUUCUUGCUGUUUGUAGACCUUUACACUAUCCCACCAUAAUGAGCAAUCACCUGUGUGUUUGGCUAGUCAUCUUCUGCUGGCUGGGUGGCUUUCUCUGGUUACUAACCCCUGUGAUCCUAAUAUCUCAGGUGCCCUUCUGUGGUCCAAACACUAUUGACCACUUUCUCUGUGAUCUGGCACCUUUGCUGGCAUUGUCCUGUGCUCCUGUAUCUGGAAUUACCUUGACUUUGGGUGUCAUUAGCUCUCUCAUCAUCUUCCUUACCUUCCUAUACAUCCUUGGCACUUACUUCUGUAUCCUAAGCACGGUGCUACAUAUGCCCUCAGAUUUGGGAAGGCACAAGGCUUUCUCAACCUGUGCCUCCCACCUUUCUGUAGUGUCUCUGUUUUAUGGUUCAGUCAUGGUGAUGUAUGUUAGCCCCGGUUCUGAGUGCUAUCAUGGGAUGCAGAAAUUUGUGACUUUGUUCUAUGCUUUGGCAACCCCAUUCUUUAAUCCCAUUAUCUACAAUUUUCGGAACAAAGAUAUAAAGGAGGCACUAAAAAAAUUUCUCUGUGUGUUAUGA